CGAGAGUUGAGACGAAGGGCGGAGGACUCCCUCGUGUUCUGUCGUCUGACGCACUCGUCCAUGCUUCUCGUGCUUAGUGCUACAACUCUGAGCCUGCCAGACUCCGAAGGUCUCUUAAUUGGCAGAGCUUUCAUGCUCGAGACCUCCUGUAGAUUGGUAGAUUUGACGCUCUGUAAAUGUCCUCCCCGUUCUAUUCCGAGCCGCACUCGUUGCCAGUGUAACUUACGUGGUUCACUUGAACUUGUAUGUCACACUUGCAAUGAGAGCAGCUACGACUAGGAUUCGUCACCGUGACAUGCUUCGACGAUCGGUUCAAGGGAUGUAUGUGUCGAUUGAUCGGGCAACUGUCAAAGAGCGAAUUUCUGAGUGUGGUGCUCGUUUUUCCAUGAAGGGUGUGUGUCGAGAGGACCCGAGCUAGUGAGUCGAGAUCGCAUUGAGUUCUGUGAACACCGUCCUUGCUCCCGUCAGAACACUAAGACACUGUUCUCGACUGUGCUGUGAUUUUCUCCGUUGGCUUUCUGUACGUACGAGCACAGCGCAAGUGCUCUGCACGACCGUCAGCGGCCCUGGUCACCAGAGUCCGAGGGCUCCUGUCUUCCGACUGUAAGCGGAACAUGCAAGAUGUGACAUUAGGCACGAGAUCUUGCGAACCGGCUCAUCUGAAAAUCGGACAGAUUUGAGAUUUGAGGUUUUGAUUUGCAUCACUCUCUAGACCUAUGCAGUUGACCUACCGGUGGAAGGUGGGCACGAUGAUUCUCGGCAGUCGUCCCCAUGAUCCACCCCACGAUUUUAAGAACCUGAUACAACCAUCUGACAUAAUUCUGCUUUUUCACCGUAGGAAUGACCUUGCGUUGGUGCUACGAAGAAAAAAAACAGUAAACGAAAAGAAGACCGAUGCACUUCCUAACCAGAAAGCAAAGCUACCACUAAAUAUUCGUGUUGAAGCCCCUGUGAUGUUUCCUGGGCAUGUCUGUUGCAUCAAGACCUUUUGCCGAAUUUGUAUGUAACAAAACGAGCUACUUCUGCGGUUCUUACCCCCGCCAUAGUCGGCUUACGAUGCAGCCGAAGAGGCAUCGCCCAAGCAUUGAAGUUAAUGGAGAUAGUCCUGUUAUCAGAGGACCAUUUCCUGAAGUCUCCGGACUGAACUCGUUUUCUUAUUCCACCAGACCUCUCUCUUGCUUCUGGGCUUCCUAUACCCUUAAGCCUUCUCAUUUUCAAUUUCAUUUCAUCAAGCUGAAGUUGUUCUCAGAGCAGAGUGUGCUUUCAUGGAGUCUCGAAGGCUUUGUCGGUGGAAUAAGGACCAGUCCAGGCCUUCAACACGAGAAGAUCACAUGCUACAUGCCGAUGCCUGUAAGUAAACAUUUGACCGAAGAGAGUCAUAUGGUGAGAAUCGGGGACAAAGUAGAAUUGUUAUAGGAAACAUGAGCUUCGUCUACGCUUAUUCUACAUGUUAGGUAGCAGAGGGGGAUAAUACUUAUUCAUUCACACAGACUCGUCGGCUGGCUUGCGCGCUGGCAGUUUAUGACAGCGAAAGCACACAAUCAACCGUCUGAGCUGCAGAUUUCUUCCACGAAACAAAGGACGAAAAUGUAUUUUUCUAUGAGAAUAAACACAGACUUGUAUUGAUCAUCGGCAUCAUGAGCAUCUUCU
Messenger RNA from Marchantia polymorpha subsp. ruderalis, 1650 nucleotides. The record is from the annotation of a GenBank genome assembly. NCBI's taxonomy places the organism in Eukaryota, Viridiplantae, Streptophyta, Marchantiopsida, Marchantiales, Marchantiaceae.